Brienomyrus brachyistius is the source of this 1087-nucleotide messenger RNA. It is a transcript of the gene mrps7, whose product is annotated as mitochondrial ribosomal protein S7. Gene Ontology annotation, cellular component: ribosome. Gene Ontology annotation, molecular function: rRNA binding; structural constituent of ribosome; mRNA binding. The record is from RefSeq and is a predicted model, not a curated record. The transcript has 5 exons. NCBI's taxonomy places the organism in Eukaryota, Metazoa, Chordata, Actinopteri, Osteoglossiformes, Mormyridae. Gene Ontology annotation, biological process: translation; ribosomal small subunit assembly. Bases 107 to 796 code for a protein of 229 amino acids.
AUAUGGUUAAAUUAAGCAAAUAAAUAAAUUUGCCGAUAUGGCGAAUUGAAGCAGAAGAUCAGGCAGUUUUUUUGGCAGCCCUCACUUGGGUCCUUUCAAAACCAAGAUGGCUGCGCUGACAGCAACGUUAUUGAAACCAUGGACACCCAGGUUGUUCCAGGUGAGAUGGAGCAGGUAUAAUCCUUAUUACCUGGAGCCAGAGGUUCGGAAGGAAGUGUACAACAUCCCAGAAACGGAUCUUACGGCAGAACAGAGGAAGGAGCAGGAACUGAAAGCUGUCAGGCCCAUCAAAGCAGCAGCAGCCUCCCUUCACAGUUCUGGCUUCAGUGAUCCCAUGAUUAGCAAAUUUACAAACAUGAUGAUGAAAGGUGGCAACAAGGUUCUAGCCAGGAAUAUCAUGUUACAGACACUUGAGAACAUCAAGCGGAAACAAGUGGAGAAGUAUCACAAAACUCCUGAUGCCCAGAAGGCUACUAUAGAAUGCAAUCCAUAUAUCAUCUUCCACCAGGCACUGGCCAAUUGUAAGCCAGUUAUUGGUCUGGUUAGCAUCCAGAAAGGGGGCAAGUACUACCAGGUGCCCACCCCUCUCACGGACAAUCGGCGGCGCUUCCUCGCCAUGAAGUGGCUGAUCACAGAGUGCCGGGAGAACAAGCAUCGGCGGACACUCAUGGACGAGAAGCUGGCGCAGGAGCUGCUGACCGCCUUCUCAAAUGAGGGCCCUGUCAUCAAGAAGAAGUAUGAGCUUCACAAGAUGGCCGAGGCCAACAGAGCCUUCGCCCACUACCGCUGGUGGUAGCAGAACCUUUAUCUCUGAAGGACGUCACCAGAAUCCCCACACAAGGGAGACAUGGCCAUUGCAGGAUGGUACUGCAGCUUCCGUCAGAGAUUUUGUCUUUCCUGAGGCAAAGAACGGGGACUUUCAUCCUGGACAACCUUGGAAGACAAUUUCCCACUUUUAUAUAGUGGGGUGCACCACCUAUUCCACAAGUGUGAAUCAGUAAAAGAUUUUUUCCUAGCGUCUGUGGGAUAUGGAUGUAACUUGUACGGUUUCUAGAAGUUGUAAAUAAAAGUCACACGCAACAAGGUC